Messenger RNA from [Candida] anglica, 1594 nucleotides. NCBI's taxonomy places the organism in Eukaryota, Fungi, Ascomycota, Pichiomycetes, Serinales, Debaryomycetaceae. The record is from the annotation of a GenBank genome assembly.
UUCACCUCGUACCACUUUAUUUACUCUUGCCAUACAUAUGUGUAUAUUUUGAUGCCUGUUCCCCGCCGCCAUACUGAAACAAUUGCAUCUGAUCGGGAAAUCCUUCUUGCCAUUGUAUUUGCAUGUCCUGUGACAUAUUACAUUCUAUCAAUCAUCUUGAAGAAUUCUCAAGUACCUCUUUUAGUUUCAAUAUUUAUCCUUUGUAAUAUGCUUAGUAGAACCAAAGUGUUCACUUCCUUGAUUGAAAAGGCUGAGCCUCACUUGACAAAAUUACUCCAAGUCACUGAUGUUCUGAACUUGUCAUCCAUGUUGAAUGAUUCAAUUCCACCACCCACUACAACUGUCAAUCGUUCUAGAUUUGAUUCAUUGCUGGAAACUUCUAAAGUUGAACUUUUAGCAGCUAUUAAAUCACUUCAAUCAUAUUCAACUAAUUCUAAAAAAAAUAAUGAAAGACAUAAGAAAUUAUUUAAAAUGAUGACUUGGAGACAACAAAAAUUAUGUGAAGAUGUUGGAUACUUGAAACGGUUAGAUAAAAUUGAUACUUCAAUAUCGAAAAAUCAAGUUCUUUUGAAAGAUAUUGCAACUCAAGCCAUGGAAACGUAUCAAUUAUCUUUCCGAGACUUUGAACUCUUGAAGUCUACCAAUAAAAAUAAUAACUCAUCCCUGAAUUACCGUGUUAUUGAAGCCCUUGGUCAUUAUAUUCGUGAUUGGUGUCCCGAAGGUGAAUCUGAACUUCAAUUCUUGGUUGAUAAUGUGGUUACCCAAUUGAACGAGUCUAUCGCCGUUGAAGAUCGUCACAAGACCAUGGUUGUGGUGCCAGGGUCUGGGUUGGGUAGAAUUGCCCAUGCUAUUGCAGAAUUGGGCUCCUCUUCUUCAAAUGAUAAGUUUGGAUCGGUACAAGCAGUGGAAUAUAGUGGGUUGAUGCAUGUAUGUAACUCAUACAUGUAUAAUAAUUCUACUGAUAAAUCAGACAAGGCUAAAUCAUAUGAAUUAUACCCCUAUAUUCAUACAUCUUCCAACAUAACUGAAGCUAAAUCUCAAUUCAGAUCAAUUAAAUUGAAUACUGGAGGACAACAACCUGAAAACCUUGUGUUAAAUCACGAUGACUUCAGAUAUUUCGAAGCGGUAGAUGCAUCCAAAUAUGAGAAUGUGGUGGUUGUAUCAGUGUUUUUCAUGGAUACUGCUGAAAAUAUUGUGGAAUAUUUUGAUGCUAUUGAAACAUUGACCAAGCCAACCAGUAAAAAUAAUAUUAAAAACGGAUAUUGGAUCAAUAUUGGUCCUUUAAAAUAUGGUAGUGCAGCUCAAGCUGAAUUAACCGCAGAUGAACUUACUAAAUUACGUAAGAGCAUGGGUUGGAGAGAUGUAAAUUGUGUAACCACCAUUGAUAAACCAAAACAAUAUGGAGAGAAUGGAUUGGUUGGUUAUAUUACUGACAAACAAAGUUUAUGGCAGGGCUAUUAUGGUUUGAAUAUUUGGAAUUCCAAGAGAAAAGAGAAUAAGAGUUGAACGUCAAGAAAAUGAUCAACCCUUUCAAUGUAUAUAGUGUGUGUGUAUAUAGAAGUAUGAACGAUAUGCUUAAUUAUUUACAAAUAUG